AUGGCGCUAAUUUUUUUUUCUUCGUUCUCCUCACUUCUCUUCCCGACUGUACUGUCGAAAGAGAUGACCAUCGGCGCGACCAUCGCUGACCCGACGGUCAUUUAUAAACACGAGCAUGGGAACCAGCUGAUAGCACAUCGCACGUACUUUGCGAUUAGAAUAUCAACGUUUUCGCCCGCAAUUAAGAUCCGUCGUGCUCGGCUAAUGAAUUCUAUAUUGACAUGUCAUGAUGGUCCAAGGAUGUUUUUCCUUCAAGAUAAGAAUUGCGAUGUCUUCACAUCUAGACACUCGGCUUAA
Molecule: messenger RNA, 297 nt
Organism: Leptosia nina
Lineage: Eukaryota; Metazoa; Arthropoda; Insecta; Lepidoptera; Pieridae
Source: the annotation of a GenBank genome assembly